This is a messenger RNA of Klebsormidium nitens, 1875 nucleotides long. The record is from the annotation of a GenBank genome assembly. NCBI's taxonomy places the organism in Eukaryota, Viridiplantae, Streptophyta, Klebsormidiophyceae, Klebsormidiales, Klebsormidiaceae.
AUGAUAAAAUCCGAUGGUGCUUUCGAGACAUGGACCGAUAAGAUGGCAGAUGCGAAUGCUACCAGGAAGACCAUGUUUCGGGAGACGAAGUGCACGCCGUUCUGCGAGAAGGCCAAAGAGGGCCUCGAGAGAGGAAGCGAACGUUCCUAUCUGUACUUGAAGGCGCUGACCGUCGUGAAUUACGCGGAUAUAUGCUCCCUCUUUUUUGAGUGGGACCAACCGUUCAGGAGGGAGUUUUCUCCGCGACUAGAGGGGCUGGAUCUGAUCCUCGCCUCGGACGUGUGUUUCGAUCCCCUCGCGAACAACCUGCAAGAAGUGGGGAUCAAGGUGUCCAGGUUGGUCUUUGACGAAGCAGACACGAUCCGCUAUUGCGUUCGAAGCCUGGGGGACGCUCGGCAUACGUGGCUCGUAACGGCUUCCUGGACCGAGAACGACGACGGUACUUGGAAGGGGCUACGGUCGGGGCGUCUCGACAGGGUGCAGUGCGAAGCAAACUUCAUCGCUUCUAGCAUCACGUUGCCGAUGCCCGUGUACUCGACCAUCGUGUGUCGCAGCCUCCACACAGAUGCUGUACUGCGGUACGUACUGGACGGAGAGGCACUGGAGGCCGUGAACGCCCUGGACUACGCCAGGAUCGUCUCGCGGCACAACCCCCGCGCGGUCACCAGCGACGUGGAUGCUAUAGACGUCCUGUUGAAGGACGCCGUAGGUGAUACCGAGUCGCUGGAAGAACGCUUGAGGAGCUGUCUCGCGGCGCUGCAGCGGCAUGACAUUUCGCCUAGGGACGUCAGAGUGUACGAAGCAGAGCGGGAGAGUGUCACGAGCGCGCUCGAGACUGCUAGGAGGACGGCAGACAACAUCCGCGCUCGCCUUCGUGACGCCGAGAUGUGUUUGAUAUGCUACGAUGCAUUGGUCGACAUCGGGACGAAGCGUGCCGUAGACGAACGCGGUUUCGAAGCACUCGACUACAUGCUAGAUAGGGAGUAUGACGCGGAUGAAUCCCUGGAAGAAGCUAUGGGGACCGCAGCGAAGCAGACAUACGGAGAGCCCGUGGACGUCGGGAGUCUACCCAAGAGACUCGAGGCACUCGAAGAGCUAGAUUCUUGGCGGUCGAAGCAACCGGAAAGGCUCAAGAGAGUCAUCCUGUCGGGUGCUUCGCUGCUCGAAGGUGCAGUGAGACGUGCAGGUUGGACCAAGGCCGAUCGCGCGGCUGGGAAGGCCAUCGUGGACGCAUUCGGCAACCAAUCUUUCGUGGCUGCCCUGCGAGGCUUAGAGCUCGACAAGCGUUCUAAACGCCGGCACGAGGAGCUGCACGCUCCCGCUAGUGGAUUCGUACAGAUGACGACCCGUCUGAGGGGAAGGAACAUGGGUCAGUUCGCGGAUAACCGGAGAGCGACGGAGUGGUGGACUUCGUCGCACGCGCACGAGCAACUGCGAGAUGAACUCUACCGGAAGGAGUAUAAGCCCCCACGUUACGUCUCGAUGCUGCGGUACUUCCUCGCAGCGGGUCUGCGUGCGCCCAGACACCCGAGAGGAUUCACACGGCGGUACCUCUACCGCGGCACCGACCGAGUCAAUCUGAUGAUAGGUGCGUUGGAAACGACCAGAAAAUUCCACGAAAGGUCCUUCUCUUCGUGGACGUGGGACGAGGACGUCGCAGCUUCGUUCGGAGACCGCACCUUGCGACUGCACUUGUCGGACAUCAGGCCCGGAACACCCUGCGUCUGGUUCGGGCUCGGCAACGCGGCAUCCCAAGUAGUAGGAGAACGGGAGGUGUUGCUGCCGCCCGGCAAUUUCAGACUUCACAAGAAACAGGGACGCAUCUAUGACGUCGACUUCGAACCGGAACCCGACUUCAUGCGGACGACUGCAUGA